Menidia menidia (Atlantic silverside) is the source of this 909-nucleotide messenger RNA. NCBI's taxonomy places the organism in Eukaryota, Metazoa, Chordata, Actinopteri, Atheriniformes, Atherinopsidae. The record is from the annotation of a GenBank genome assembly.
AUGUCAGGAAAGAAUACAAAAUCGCGUAAUACGAUCCAGACGCAGCUGAGGCCUGGUUUACAGACCGCAGCCCCGCCUUCAGGUGAGCCGCCAGGUUCCACCGAAGCGCAGGCUAUCCCUGACGCCGCUGCCCUUAAAGUGGAGCUAAUGACAUCGCUGAAAGAAGACAUCGCCGAGAUAAUAAAAAAGCAGUUGCAGGAGACGCUCGGGGAUUCUUUGUCGACUAUCCAGCUUGAUCUACAAACCGUUAAAACACAGCUCGCGAAUAAUAAAGCAGCUACUGAUGCUACAUUAGCCGAGCUCAAGUGCACCGUGGGAGAAGUGGAAAACGCACUAUCUGAAUGUUCCGAUGACAUUGCUGUGAUGAAAGCAACAAUCAGUAGCCUGACUGCUAACGUUGCCAAGCUCGAAAAUAAAUGCGAGGAUUUAGAAUCCAGAUCACGGCGUAACAACAUUAGGAUAGUGGGGGUUCCCGAGGGCCCCGGUACGUGUGACACCGCUGCUGUAUCUGCCUUGCUGAAGGAAGCGUUCGCUUUGGAAAAGGAGCCGCUUCUGGAUCGGUCACAUCGGACCCUUCAACCAAAGCCUCAGCCAAAUGAACGACCACGAGCCAUUGUGUGUAAGCUUCAUUACUACAGCGACUGUGUUGACAUUUUACGCCGUGCAAGAGAGCUCCGUCAGAUUCCACUCAGAGGUAUGACGCUCUCCGUGUUCCCGGAUUACACUGCCAAGGUGGCCCGGGCCCGGGCUGCCUUCAAUGAGGUCAGGAAAUUACUCCGCGGCAUAGAUGGUGCUCGUUACGGACUAAUCCAUCCAGCACGUCUCCGCAUUACUUUCAAGGGUGUUGAGAAGGACUUCAUCUCAGCGGAUGAAGCCAAAGAAUACGUCCAAACCUUAAUUUCUGGGUGA